AAUUCCAGCACAACUGGAAAAAAACACCCUCCCAGCAACCAACAAAAUCUGACACAAUGGAUCUUCUUAAAGACGCCACCAAGAACAUGAACUUGUAUGGGGUCAAGGCCUACGUGCGUAAGGCCCAGAACGUGGCCAUGAAUUUGACAGAAAUGGAAUCCAAGGUGCGUGAGGCCACCAACAACGAGCCUUGGGGUGCUUCUUCCACAUUGAUGGCCCAGAUCGCCGCUGGGACCUACAAUUAUCGAGAACGAGGAGAGAUCAUUGCAUUUGUGUUUAGAAGGUUUACUGAAAAGGCCCCCAACGAAUGGAGACAAAUCUACAAAUCGUUGCAAUUAUUGGACUACUUGCUCCGCAAUGGCUCCGAGAGAGUCGUUGAUGAAGUACGUGCAAGUUUGUCGUUGAUUCAGAUGUUGUUGGGGGGAUUCCGUUAUAUCGAUUCCCAAGGUAGAGAUCAGGGGAUCAACGUUAGAAACAGCGCCAAGAAGUUGAUUACAUUUGUCAACGAUGAUGCGGCUGUGAGAGCUGAACGCAAGAAGGCCAAGCUGAACGCGAAGAAGUUUGGUGGAGUUUCAUCGGCUGCUUUUGGUGGUGCCUCGUCCAUCACCACUACUCCGGGAUUUGACGAUGACUACACCAACAGGGUUUUUGGUGAUGGUGGGGUGUAUGGGUCAAGGUAUGGAGACUCGGCCGAUGAAUAUAACAAUCAGAGACCCCAAGGGGAGGAGUCGGGCUCCAACACCGAGUCGAAUGACAACUUUGAAGAGUACGAAGUCAACCCCAGUUCCCGGAAAACUGCCAAGCCCACCACCGGCUCGUCGGCGCACACGGCCACCUCUAACAGGUCCAAACCACAGCCCGCUGAACCGGACUUAUUGGCUGAUUUGGACUUUGGAUCUGCUCCUGGUGCUGGUGCCGGUGCCGAAGAUGAAGAUGAAUUUGAUGACUUCCAAUCGGCACCCACCACCACGGGUUCGUCUUCGCAACCUCCAUCAGGCCUCAGCAACCUCAACAACUUGUACCAAUCCUCCCAACCAAACAAUUUCUAUCAACCACAACCGCAACAGGCCUACCAACAACCGCAACAAUACCAACAACCACAGACCUCUGUCAAUUACAACAUAAACUCUGGCGGAACUCCCACCGUCAACAAAGUGCAAAGUAAGCCCAACAACGAUGCGUUUUCGUCAUUGUUCUCGUCUGCCAAAACCAAAAGUACCAGCAGAACUCCUUCUGGAACUGCUGCUUCCAAGCCUGUUUCGCAACCAGCUAAGACUAAUGAUGACGAUUUUUUUGGUGACUUCAAUUCCAACAAUAACUCAAACUCCAAGCCUCAGACCAACGGGAACGGUGGUGGUAGUAACGGAGAAGUGGACUUAUUGAGUUUCUAAACAAAACUAGUUAUAUUUGUUUAUUCUAUCUAGAUAAAAAAAUAUCAUGUACUAUGCUGACUUUGGUUCACAAUAAAUUAGAACUUAAGAACGGGGUGCUCGAUCUCCUUGGGAAUCAAGUCCUUUGGCAACUUCUUCUUUAAAUCGGUCAAUUUAUCAUAAUCUCCUCCCAAGAUUCUGGCAAUUACCAAAUCGUCUCUAUCUUGGAUCUCUCUAGGAGACUUACCUUCGUUACUCAAAAACUCUUUAGCCUUGUUGGUAUCACCGUGGAAAUACUCUUCCAUGGCUCUUAAUCUUAAUUCCUUUUCUGCCCAUUCUGGACCGUCUAAUUCUCUCUGUUUCAUUUGGGCAGUGUACUUAGCAUACGCCAAAUAUGAAAAAAUUGGCAACACGAUAUAGAAAUAUGGAAUUUCCCAUCCUUCAGCCUUCUCGGUUUCACGGACAAUCUUCCAUUUCAAUUCCCCAGUGGUUUCAUCUUUGUAUGGGAUUUUAUCGAUGAUUUUACCUGAAUCUUUGGUGACAAACUGAAAGUUCUUCAAGUCUUGAGAAUUAUCCUUGAACAAGUUCAAAUCUUCGCUGGAGAUACCGGGUGCUAUGUAGUUCCAUGCUGAAUGGUUUCUCUUAUAAUACAUAUUUUGUAAAUCAGCUAUGGUUUUGAAUUCUUCAUCGCUGGGCACUCUGGGGGUUCCAUCAGGAUUGGCAUAGAUUUUGGUCACUGAAGGUAAGGUGUCCAACUUGGCACGGAUCAGACGCUCUAAGUUGGCAUCAAACUUGCCGACCUUGUACUUAAACAACCCACUAAGGGGCAAUUUAAACGUAAACUUCAUGCCUCUGAGUAUAUAGGUAAGUUGUUUUCAGCUUAUUUUC
This is a messenger RNA of Yamadazyma tenuis ATCC 10573, 2258 nucleotides long. RefSeq names its product Ent3p (gene ENT3). Gene Ontology annotation, biological process: Golgi to endosome transport; endocytosis. Lineage: Eukaryota; Fungi; Ascomycota; Pichiomycetes; Serinales; Debaryomycetaceae. The record is from RefSeq and is a predicted model, not a curated record. Gene Ontology annotation, cellular component: endosome; plasma membrane; clathrin vesicle coat. Gene Ontology annotation, molecular function: clathrin binding; phospholipid binding.